GGGCUGUCUCCGCUGCCCUCCUCGGUUUCUGUAAGAGCAGGCUCGGCUCACUUCGUCAGAAGCAAGGGUGCACGCAGUUCUUCCACACAUGUUACGGCGGAAAUAGAACUUUUCAUCCACCUGACAAAGAGGUUCAACGCAGUGUGUGUCCGACAAAGCCAUAAAGCAGAGCUUAAGAAAAGGUUCCCCUGAAGAAUGAGAGCUGAUGUUAGUAUGGAGGCCACCAGGUCCAAACAGACUGUCCAGCUCGGGCAGGAGGGACACCAGGCCACUGACAGACGCUACGCACCAUGCCCAGACAGUGGGGAAACAGGAGGUGCGUCCAAGGAUCAGAAGGUCACAGCUUUGGUCCAGAAAUGUAACCAAGGUGAAGGCAAAAGCUUUCAAACAAGUACACCUCCUGAGGGCAAAGUUUGCCGCAGUUUUGUCAGUUUACCUGCUCUUAAUCCAGAGAGACUGAAGACAGCCAGAGCUCUCGUGGACAAAGCUGUCAGGAUGCAUAAGGUAUUCUCUGUCCAGGGCCCUUACCCUGUCAUCAGGGCAGCAUUGAGGGCUAGAGGCUGGGUUGAGCAGCGUAUGCACCGCCCAAACCACCACGUUCACCAGAGUCACAGCGAUGAGGGCAGAGCCAGCUCUAAUGAUGCUGGUGACAGCGAUGACGACAAUGUCAACAAAGAGCAGGAUCCCGAUGGACUAUAUGAUCUAAUGUCUCGCCUGGUGCGGAAUGAAAUGGUUUAUUUCUUCUGGACAAAUCGUAGAGACGCCAUCAACCCCAACAGCUUGCAAAAAGAACAGAUUACCAAUCAUUUUGCCAAAGCAGGCAGCUUCACCACCAAGUCGGGGUUGUGUGUGAACCUGAGGAACCUGCGCUGGUUUGACUCCGCUGACCCAGACACCUUCUUCCCUCGCUGUUACAGACUAGCAGCACAGGAUGAGAAGCACGCUUUCAUUGAGGACUACAGGAGGACAGCCUGCACCAGCUUUUUGAAGUUCAUUGUGGAGAGGGAGCGGGGCGUUCAGGGAGAGAGAACGAGCCACAACAUUCGGACUAUGAGGAAACGAAGCAAACUGCGAUCCAGACCAGUGGACCUUUCCCAAAUGAUUAACAGUGCACUCAAAGUAUGCCAGGAGUUUCUCGAGAGUCUGGAGCAUCGUGACAUUGACAAAAACUUGGAGACACCACAGACACUUACAGAGGAGGAGUGGGCAUUGUUUCUCAACAGUUACUACCUUGUUGUUCAUGGAGGAGCAGAGAUCGAGAACAGUGAUCAUUUUGUGACCUGCUGCAAUGCCAUGCUACAGAGGCUGGUGGAGGUCAGUCCACAGCUGGACAUAGACGGCAUACACAACAUCUGGAUCAUCAAACCUGGAGCCAAGUCCAGAGGCAGAGGUAUCAAAUGUGCCAAGCGUCUGGAUCAGAUCCUCAGGCUGGUGGAUGGAGAUCCAACCCUAAUCAAGGAAAGCAAAUGGGUGGUGCAGAAGUACCUGGAGUGCCCAUUGCUGGUCCAUGGCACCAAAUUUGACGUGCGUCAGUGGUUCCUGGUCACCGACUGGAACCCUCUGACUGUGUGGUUCUAUAAAAAGUGCUACUUGCGUUUCUCUACGCAGCCUUACUCGCUCGAUACACUGGACAGCUCCGUCCACCUUUGCAAUAACUCCAUCCAGAAGCACCUGAGACCCUCCCAACAACGCCAUCGUGGUAUCCCAGCAAACAACAUGUGGUCUGAUGAUCAGUUCAGGACCUUUCUGUCCAGCCACGGCCAGGAAGCUCAGUGGCAGUUGGUGGUAGUCCCCGGGAUGAAGAAGGCUGUGAUCCAUGCAUUACAGGCAACACAGGAUCUGAUGGAGUCACGCAAAAACACAUUUGAGCUCUACGGCGCUGACUUCAUGUUAGGUUAUGACCUGUGUCCAUGGCUGAUAGAACUCAAUGCCAGUCCCACUAUGGCUCCCUCCACCUCUGUGACAGCCCGCCUCUGUACCGCUGUGCAGGAAGACACAUUACGAGUUGUCAUGGACCGGAGAGCAGACCGCACUGCAAACACCGGAGACUUUCAGCUCAUAUAUAGGCAGGCAGCAGUAGACGUGCCACAGUAUGUAGGAGUCCACCUACUUGUUGAGGGCACCAAGAUCAGGUGCCCCUGUCAACUGCCUUUGAUGAGGACCUCCAGCCGUUCAGCACCAAAACACCACAGCACCGUCAAGGAGAAGGAACCUGCCGCAGAAAAAGUAAAGCCAUUGCCUAAGAUGUUGUUGAAGAGUGCAGAGACUCAGCUCAAAAACAUCAGCAGUGGGGUUCUAUCUCCUCCUCUUCCUCCUGAGCCGCCUGUACCCAUCCCUAUUGAAACCUUCCCACUUCGCCUGCCAAUGACCAUAACGUCCAUCCAUCUGCCUGCUAGUGCCCAGUCUCACUCUGUAUUUUUUUGGAAGAGGAGACCAGAGGUAUCAAAAGUCUGCUCAGAGAAAGUCCAUCCCUGUAACAUAGAGAAGGACCAAGGUCAUUUUUUGUCUUUAGAGAUUAUUCCAAAACAACCCAGAGAAGCGGCCACCAGCACCUUGAGUGCCUAAAACAAAGUACCUGUUUUGUUAACCAAACCUUUGCAGGUUUUUUUUUGUGUACCUCAUAAUAAAGUUGAAAU
This is a messenger RNA of Cottoperca gobio, 2636 nucleotides long. RefSeq names its product tubulin monoglycylase TTLL3-like. Gene Ontology annotation, molecular function: protein-glycine ligase activity, initiating. Gene Ontology annotation, cellular component: microtubule cytoskeleton; axoneme. Gene Ontology annotation, biological process: protein polyglycylation; cilium assembly; cilium movement. The record is from RefSeq and is a predicted model, not a curated record. The transcript is spliced from 14 exons. The coding region runs from base 196 to 2565 and encodes 789 amino acids. Lineage: Eukaryota; Metazoa; Chordata; Actinopteri; Perciformes; Bovichtidae.